Rasamsonia emersonii CBS 393.64 is the source of this 1155-nucleotide messenger RNA. RefSeq names its product GPI anchored protein. Lineage: Eukaryota; Fungi; Ascomycota; Eurotiomycetes; Eurotiales; Trichocomaceae. The record is from RefSeq and is a predicted model, not a curated record. Gene Ontology annotation, cellular component: cytoplasm. The coding region runs from base 1 to 1155 and encodes 384 amino acids. The transcript has 3 exons. Gene Ontology annotation, molecular function: phosphatase activity.
AUGGCUGCUGCUGCUGCUGCUCUCCGUUGGUUGGCAUUGGCGCUGAUCGCCGGGUUGACGAAUGCUGCGUCAUCAUCAUCAUCGUCAUCCUACGUGAAAUAUUCCACCGUAACGGGGUAUUUCCUUCAGGAUCUAAACACGACAGAUGCGUCUACGUUUGAUUAUACAGCGGUAAACUUCGGCCUCAUUAACCGCACCUACGACGCUGAUCGGUUCGACCCUCCUCCAUCCAGCCGUAGUCUGACCCAAUGGGAGCGGUUCUACCGCCAGGUCGUCUAUCUCAAUGAGCAUUCGCCGGAGAAUGUCGAGUACAAGGUUCUCUUCAUGGGACGGCAUGGGGAAGGAUGGCACAAUGCUGCGGAGAGUUAUUAUGGGACGCCGGCUUGGAAUUGCUACUGGGCCGAACUAGACGGCAACGGAACAGCGUCCUGGUCCGACGCCCAUCUGACGAGCAACGGCAUCGCCCAAGCGCAGAAAGCGCACGACUUCUGGCAGCGCGAGAUCGAUGAGCAGCGCAUCCAUCCGCCGGACAGAUACUUCGUCAGCCCGCUGUUCCGGACGCUGCAGACGGCGCAGAUCACGUUCGAGGGGUUGCGCCGCCUGCCCGCCGACGCGGCCAAGUUCGCGCCCUUAAUCCUGGAGAAGCUCCGCGAGAACAUCAGCAUCCACACGUGCGACCGGCGGAGUAACCGGAGCGUUAUCCAGCAAGCGUUCCCGUUUUCGACCUGGCGCUUUGAACCGGGCUUCACCGAGUGCGACGAGCUAUGGAACGGGGUCACGGGCGAAACGGCGUCGUCCGAGGCGGUGCGGUCGAAAGAGGUCCUGGAUCAGAUCUUCUCCUUCUCCAGAACCUCCUCCGCGGGCAAGAAGGAUAACGGCCUCUUCAUCUCCAUCACCAGCCACUCGGGCGAGAUUGCCUCGCUUCUCAGCGUCCUGGGUCAUCGCCCCUUCAGCCUCAAUACUGGCGCUGUGAUCCCCGUCCUUGUCAAGGCGGAAACUGUCUACUACCAUCCUUCACCGACGACGACUACGCAGCCCUGGACGACGAGUCCUCAUUGUACCGUGCCGCCUGUCACCUCUGUCUCGGCUUGUCUGUGUCCUUCGUCGGCGGCUCCGGUGACGACUCCCCUGGUUCCUACCAGUGGGUGCAACUGA